Aspergillus nidulans FGSC A4 is the source of this 1911-nucleotide messenger RNA. Its product is annotated as DUF3405 domain-containing protein. The record is from RefSeq and is a predicted model, not a curated record. Bases 1 to 1911 code for a protein of 636 amino acids. The transcript is spliced from 8 exons. Lineage: Eukaryota; Fungi; Ascomycota; Eurotiomycetes; Eurotiales; Aspergillaceae.
AUGUCUGAUCAAUAUAGCUUGUCUCACCUAUUAGAGCAACAACACUUGGCUGAUUGUACCAAGUAUGAACGGCAAUGGAGACCGUCCGAUGAUAACUCCCCGCCUCCAAAUGAACCGGUAGGGCCAGGGACGAUGCGCGAUGUUCGAGAAGAGCAAUUCUACCUAGGUGGGAAGAAUACGGUGCAGCCGUGGGACGAUUCUUUCCCGUCUCCGCUCAUGCCCGCCAUCUACGAUCCGUAUCCAGACUACAAUAGUGGAGUAUGGUCAGAUACAUGGAAGGGAACGUUCAGAACUUGCGAGGGUCCACGGGGAGGGACUUUGGAUCGCCAAAAUGUCGAAGACAUGGUCCUCACCUAUCCUGGCGUUCAGGGUGGCUUUCCGUAUCCAAAGUAUGGCUCCUACGAGGCUCUUGGUCUAGACGGAUACACUUGCACCACGCGCGCCUCUCGAUUGGCUGCAUAUGGGUACUCCGAGUCGGGUUUGAAUUCUACUGCGGACCCUAUUGUCUGGGACAACGUGAACUGGGGUACGCUGCAGUCGGAAUGCCUCCAGCGGAACAUAAACAGAUAUCAUGAGCCGAAAAGAACACCUCGCCUGAGUAUCCUUCCACUGAACCCUAUCCGAACGGAGGCGCCUGCAAACGACGAUGAAGGCAUAUCCUCUCCAGCAACCAAGAAGAGGACGGCAGUGGUACUGCGCGCAUGGCACGACAUAGUCUGGACCGAGAAUCUAAAAGAGCAUGUUCGAUCGCUCAUCAUGGAACUGUCACUGCACUCUGGCGCGGAAUAUGAGGUGUUUCUCCUGACCCAUGUGAAGGAUAAUGAUCUCCUCUUGUGUGGCGUAGACGAGGCGAAGAUUCGCGCGCUGAAAAAGAAGUUUAUCCCUCGUGAGUUCUGGGAUAUUACAGUUCUCUUCGACGAGCGGACCCUGCAAUCGUGGUAUCCCAAGGUAGACGAACACAGGCCGGUAUACCAGUACGCGCAGCCUUUGCAGAUCUUUUCAACCGUUUUCCCAGACUUCCACUACUACUGGCAACUUGAAAUGGACGCCCGCUUCACCGGGCACACCUAUCACUUCCUCGAGCGGGCAAGCGAGUUUGCAAAACAGCAGUCCAGGAAGUACCUCUGGGAGCGAAACGCCUAUUUUUAUAUUCCCGGGGCACACGGAACCUGGGAGGAAUUUAUGCACACGGUCGACAAAUCCCUGCUCAAAAGGGAAAGCAAUACGGUAUGGGGACCAGCGCCACCGCAUAGCUGGAUCCAGCCCGUCGGCCCUGAGCCGCCCAUUUCGAGCCCACAAGAUGACGAUUAUGAAUGGGGUGUCGGCGAGGAAGCGGACCUCAUCACCUUCCUUCCUAUAUUUGACCCAUCCGACACCACCUGGGUCUUCUGGAACCUGCUCUGGAACCUACCCAUUGAGACAACGACGCGGCGCACAUCUCCUGUCAUGAUAGGCCGGUUUUCGCACCGGCUGCUUCAAGUCAUGCACAACGCGCAGAUCGAGCAGGGCGUGGCGCUGGUCUCGGAGAUGAUGCCCUCAUCCUUUGCACUUUGGCAUGGCCUCAAGGCCGUUCAUGCUCCGCACCCUAUCUACGCAGACGGCAAGUGGAUGCCGAAGGAGCUGAACAACAUCGUGAAUAAGGUUGCAGGCGGGCCGGAGAAGAUCAACGGCGGAAAAGAUAGCUUCUGGAACUGGGACCAUAAGCUCGACCAUAUCGUUUAUCGCAUGAGUUAUAUGUUCACCGGCCAGCCGGCAGAGGACUUUUAUCGGCGGUGGUUGGGGUAUAAGCCAAAUCCAGCGCAGUAUACGGAUGGUAGUCGGCAUCAGGACCCGCAAGGCAGGAACUGGUUCGAUGGUGGACACUUGAAUACAGAGCUGGACAAGGGUCCUGAUAUGGCAGUCCCAGUUUGA